Molecule: messenger RNA, 1116 nt
Organism: Fonsecaea pedrosoi CBS 271.37
Lineage: Eukaryota; Fungi; Ascomycota; Eurotiomycetes; Chaetothyriales; Herpotrichiellaceae
Exons: 2
Coding region: 1-1116 (371 amino acids)
Source: RefSeq, a predicted model, not a curated record
AUGGUCCACGAGCCUGCGUCUCUUCAGCCUGCGUCUUGCGGCACCUCUGCCCUGAAGCGAAAAUCACAACAGAUGGAGAAUGAGGAUACUCCUCGAGCUAAGAGAACGCGGCCAGGUGGCUUGCAGAGCCCACUACUAACUGGCAGCCUCAGUGGGCUUGACCUGGAGGCUGCGCCCGAUCUCACUGCACAGUCCUCACAUUCAUCACAAGCGACAAGCUCUCGCAGCUCAAGUCCUUCGAAACGUCGUCGCACGCUUGCCAUACAGUUCUCGGGUCCCAUUCUUCGAGUUCUCGAUGUUGACGAGGUCGCAAGGUGGAGGGUUACCGGAAGAUCCACUGAGGUGCCUUUGCUCGAGAACCUGUUCACAGCCAUUGCUAAAACCGACGAUGCCUGGCAAAAAUCACUGAAAGAGGAAGACUUAAGAAAUAUUCAUGCUGAACUGAAACGAUGUCUUCGCAGAAAUGCCAAUGAAGAUUCGUGGAGCGAUUGGGUGGUACUGCCAAUAUUAAAAUUGGCCAGAAAGUUGUCAAACUGGCGGGAAUACGUUGAUAUUGUCAAUGUCAAAUCGAUCGAUGUUACCCCUACCACCCUUCUCAGUGGCCCAUACAAGAAACGGGUAGAUUAUUCCCUGGGCCUGGAAGUCGCAGACACCGAUACAUUCCUUGAGAUCCAACAGUCACUUGAGCACUAUACCGUGUCGCAAAGUGAUCACUGGAUGCUCAACGACCGGGCCCUCUUCUGUCACGUCGAGAUCAAGGCAGAGUCGGACCCAGCCACCGCAGAAUCUCAGCUUAAGGUUUGGUGUGCUGCCGGCUUUCGGAAGCAGGAGAGGAUAUAUAGACAAGCAAGACGCAAUGAAACAAUCACACCGAAACUGGCACCGCAGCCUCUGUGGAUUUGGGAAAAAGACAAAGUGCAUCUGUCCGUUGCGGUUAUGGACUCGACAGAGAACAGGAUUUACUUCCUCAAUCAAAAGACCUUCUUCGUCGACAGGGAUGAACCGAAGUCCCUGCGACCGGUACUAGGCAUGAUAGUAACGAUUAUGGACUGGGGCUACACCCAUUACCUGCCUUGGUUCCGAGACUUCAUCGGACGAGGGGGCUUGAAUGACUAG